AUGGAAUUGGAUACUGGAGCACCUUGCAGUAUUAUUAGUAAGGGAAAAUUACAAGCCAUCAAACCAGGAUCCAUAUUGCAAAAUACUAAUAGGCGAUUUGUAAGCUACACAGGUCACCAUAUUAAAUGCAUUGGCUCAACUCCUGUUAACGUAACAGUGGGGACAACUACGAAGAAAAUGGGUCUUUACGAUGUCGAUGGUCAUUUUGAUACUCUUUUUGGACGCGAAUGGAUUACACAAUUCGCUAGAGAUAUUAAUUUCGUCGAGCUAUUUACAAACGAGAUCCAUACGUUGACUACUACCGUACCUUGCCUUUCUACGAAGCAGAAAGAACAAAUGGAUCAUUUAUUAUCUAAUUACCAAGAUGUAUUUAGCGACAUUGCUGGUACACUGAAAGGACCGCCAGCCACAGUGCAUCUGAAACCAGAAACAUCACCGAUAUUCGUUCGAGCACGAGAAGUGCCGCUAGCAUUACGCGACGCUUAUGCGAAAGAAAUUGAAGCUAAAAUCGCAUCAGGUUUUUAUGAGAAGGUGCAACAUUCGGAAUGGGCAUCGCCCACACACGUCGUUGUCAAGAAGAAUGGGAAGCUGCGUAUCACUGGAAAUUACAAACCCACCUUGAAUCCUCGCAUGAUUAUAGAUGAACAUCCAAUACCAAGGAUUGAGCAUUUGUUCAGUCAAAUGAAGAAUGCGAAACUCUUUUGUCAUCUGGACAUUACCGACGCAUACACACAUCUACCGGUCGACGAAAAAUUUAAAGAAGUUCUAACACUGAAUACACCGACCCAUGGGUUAAUCCGUCCUAAACGAGCAGUUUACGGUGCAGCGAAUAUUCCCGCGAUUUGGCAGCGUAGAAUGGAAACAGUCCUCCAAGGUAUUCCAAAUGUAUUUAAUUUUUAUGACGAUGUUUUAAUCUUUGCAGAUAAUUUCGAGAACUUGAUGUUAACCUUGGAAACCGCUCUAGAGCGAAUGAGAUCACACGGUCUUCGACUUAAUCGAACUAAAUGUACAUUUGCCUCAUCAUCCGUAGAAUUCUUAGGUCAUAAAAUAGACGGUGCAGGCGUGCACAAAUCCGAUAAACACGUCGAGGCGGUACGGGACGCGCCAUUACCUCGUACUCCAGAAGAAUUACAACUCUUUUUAGGUAAAGCGACUUAUUAUAAUUCAUUUAUUCCGGAUCUUGCGACUAGAAGUCGUCCACUUCGAGAUAUGCUUCUCACUACUCCAUUUAAAUGGACAUCAGCAGGCGAAACAGCGUAUAAGGAUAUUAAGAAGGCUCUAAUUUCUCCACAAGUUCUAAUGUGUUACGAUCCUUCACUUCCGUUAGUCCUAGCAACGGACGCUAGCAAAAUAGGGUUAGGCGCAGUUCUCUCACACAAAUUGAGUAACGGACAAGAACGUCCGAUAGCAUACGCGAGUCGUACACUUAGUCACACUGAACAACGUUAUCCGCAGAUAGACAAGGAAGCGUUAGCCAUCAUCUGGGCCGUACAAAAAUUCUUUUACUACUUAUACGCGCGACACUUCACUUUGUUCGUAGAUAACAAACCGUUAACUCAGAUCUUACAUCCAGAAAAAUCUCUCCCUAUUCUUUGUAUUAGUCGUAUGGCCAAUUACGCCGAUUAUCUUUCACACUUUAAUUAUACAGUAAUAUUUAAGCCGUCUAAAUUGAAUAGUAAUGCAGAUUAUUGUUCUCGCUUGCCGCUAUCAACCACGAACAACACAGUCUACAGACUUGAAAUUGAAAAAGAGGAAGAAGCAAUAGACGAUGAAUUCGAUGAAUUUGUUUUAUGCCAAAUUAGACAACUUCCAGUUCGUGCAGAACAUAUAGCUGAGGAGACACGCAAGGAUCCACAUUUGGGCAAGAUCGUCAAAAUCUUAGAAACUGGCCGAGACCUCCCACGAGCAGGCUACAAAGCCCCUGAAGCCAAGUAUUCAUUAACUGCUGAUUGUUUGCUAUUCGAACAUCGGGUGGUAAUACCAGCCUCGCUACAACCAGCAAUAUUAAACGACCUGCAUACGGCACAUGUAGGAAUCGUUAAAAUGAAGGGCAUCGCUCGAUCAUUUGUAUAUUGGCCAGGGAUUGAUGCAGACAUCGAGCGGGUUGCAAAAUCUUGCGCGGAAUGCGCCAAGCACGCUCAUGCUCCUCCGAAAUCCAGGAACCACCAUUGGGAGUAUCCUAAGGGGCCAUGGGAACGCGUACAUAUUGAUUACGCCGGACCCGUAGCAGGCGUGAUGCUGCUUAUCAUCACAGACGCAUAUAGCAAAUGGCUCGAGGUGAAAGUCACCAACUCUACGACUACUGCAGCGACAAUCGCAAUCCUAGACGAAUUAUUUUCAACUUAUGGAGUUCCAGUUACCAUAGUUUCAGACAACGGUCGCCAGUUUGUUUCCGCUGAGUUCGAAACGUUCUUACAAGUCAGCGGCGUCAAAUAUCAUAAGCUUACAGCGCCGUAUCAUCCUUCGACAAACGGCCAAGCAGAACGAUACGUACAAACCAUCAAGAAUGCUUUAAAUACGAUGUCUACUACUCAAGGGACCAUACAACGGAACAUAAACCAAUUUCUGCAACAAUACCGUAAGUCUCCACACACGACAACAGGACAGCCUCCUGCUAAACUCUUCUUAGGUCGCAAUAUACGAACUCGGUUAGACUUGGUCCGACCUGAUAGUAUGUACACCAAAAUGAAGGAGAAACAACUACAGCUUGAUCCUUCAUCUAGAUCAUUUAAACCGGGACAAACAAUUUAUUUCCUCUCGGGUAAUCCUCGGAUGGAUAAAUGGAUUCCAGGCAUAAUCGUUACCAGGCUAGGAGAUCUUCAUUAUGAAAUAGAAUACGCCAGUAAACGAUUUAAGCGACAUGUAGACCAGAUUCGCGCAUUCAUCAGUAAGGAAUCAGAAUGUUCAACUGAUCGCAAUCUAACACAAACUGAAGAAACGCAACCUAGCGUACCCCGACGAGUUCAUUUCUAUGGAGAUAAACCACAAGUCAUCCCGAAUGAAGCAGUGGGUUCUACGACUCCAAAUCCACAGUCAAAGAUGGUGAAGUUACCAUCGACGCCAGCCCACUCAACAAUCAGAUCGCAAGAGUCGUCACCAGAACUAUUUUUUACACCACCAGUUAUACCACGCGAAGAUAACGCCCAAAACUCAAUCAACCCGCAAAAUCGCGGUACUCCGGAGAAUAGGCACGGAAGAAGAGUGACCUUUCAAUUAGACGGAGACGAAAACGACACGCAGGAUUCAAUAGAAGCGCGAGUAACAAAUAGACAGGACGAAGUCUUAGAUCGAUUGACAGCAGCAGUUGCCGGUUUACAAGAUAGGAUAGACCAUAUGGAAUUUGCCCGCGAACGCGAAAAUGUUCGACCCGUCCAACAUGACAACAGAAAUUCACGGACUUCCAACCAACAGACGGAUUAUUCGGUAACGAAUAUACCCCGCGAAUCCGGAAGAUCUUUACACUUCCUAACAUUAAAAGAAGCACGCAACAUGAUCCCCGAAGUUGAUGGCACUUCACGAGAUUGCGUACGAGAAUUUUUAAAGGCAUGUAAAUACUCCAUGCGACAUACUCAUCCCGCGAAAGAAUUUACUCUGUUAGAAGCCGUGUUAUAUACAAAAUUCAAGGGAAAGGCUAUGAAGGCAUUCGAGAACAGAGAUAUCACUAGCUACGAACAGCUAAAAGACGAGCUAGAAACCGAAUAUUUAAGCCGACGAAGCACCGCGCAUUUACAGCUCGAAUUCAAUUUCAUUAAAACAAAAGCCGACGGAAACCGCACAAGAAUUCGGACGUCGAGUAGAUAA
Molecule: messenger RNA, 3801 nt
Organism: Cyphomyrmex costatus
Lineage: Eukaryota; Metazoa; Arthropoda; Insecta; Hymenoptera; Formicidae
Exons: 2
Coding region: 1-3801 (1266 amino acids)
Biological process (GO): DNA integration
Molecular function (GO): nucleic acid binding
Source: RefSeq, a predicted model, not a curated record